Molecule: messenger RNA, 1843 nt
Organism: Schizosaccharomyces cryophilus OY26
Lineage: Eukaryota; Fungi; Ascomycota; Schizosaccharomycetes; Schizosaccharomycetales; Schizosaccharomycetaceae
Product: NEDD8 activating enzyme
Exons: 1
Coding region: 328-1704 (458 amino acids)
Biological process (GO): protein neddylation
Cellular component (GO): cytoplasm; nucleus
Molecular function (GO): NEDD8 activating enzyme activity
Source: RefSeq, a predicted model, not a curated record
GAAGAUUAGAUUAUGAGUGUCAAACAUAAAAUCAAAAGAACCAUGAUGCUUUCCUUCAUGUUGGACGUAAUUCCCUCCAUGGAAUUUUUUCGUGCUUCGAAACCCCAAAUGAGAAUCCAGCUUUGAAUCCUGAUUUCAUUUAAAUUUUUUAAUUAAUAGGUAACUUGUUUCUCAGAUGCUUGUCUGUUCUUGCUACAAGCUCAUCGUUUGCUGAAUCUGACAUUAUUUCUCCAUAUUUAUUCUGGACUAGAACCUCUGUGCGUAACGAACAGUACCAGCCGAUUCAUUCAUCACGAAAAGAACUUUGUUCUCAAAAGAUUGCCAAUCAUGGUCUCUCUUGCUACUUCUACUUCUGCUUCUCAAAUCGACGAGCUCCGACAUAGUCAAUGGUCGCAAAUGCUUCGUCGACGUGGCCCCUUUGCGCCCGACGUGGAUCCUCACCUCGACUUGAACGGCGUAUUUUCUUCUAAAAUCCUCGUUGUCGGGGCUGGUGGACUCGGCUGCGAAAUCCUCAAAAACCUAGCGCUCAGUGGGUUUAGAGAUUUGCAUGUCAUCGACAUGGACACCAUCGACGUGACCAACCUGAAUCGCCAAUUCCUCUUUACGGAAAAUGACGUUGGGAACCCAAAGGCUUCUGUAGCUGCCAAGGCUAUUAUGCGACGUAUCCCUUCAACCACUGUGACAGCAUUCCACUGCAGAAUCCAAGACAAGCCCCUUGAGUAUUACAAGCAAUUCCAAUUGGUUGUCUGUGGACUCGACUCUGUUGAAGCCCGCCGGUGGAUUAAUUCUACCCUUGUAUCUAUUUCAAAGGGCGGUGAUUUUUUGCCCUUGAUCGAUGGAGGCUCCGAAGGUCUCAAGGGUCAAGCUCGUGUCAUUCUGCCUUCAAUCACUAGCUGUUACGAAUGCUCUCUCGAUAUGUUGACUCCUAAGACUUCCUAUCCAAUUUGUACAAUUGCCAAUACUCCUCGUUUACCCGAACACUGCGUCGAAUGGGCCUUUCUUCUCGAAUGGCCGCGUGCUGCUGUGAGCAAGUCGGAAAACACCAAAUCAUCUGAAGAAAUAUCAAUUCAGGAUGAAGGCUCCUUGAGAGAAGAAGCGUCUGUCAGUCUAGCACCCGCUUUUGACCCUGAUAUCCCUUGGCAUGUUGACUGGAUCGUAGACCAUGCACGAGCUCGUGCUGCUGCUUUUAAUAUUAACGCUAGUGAAAUUGAUCGCUUUUUUGUUUUGGGUAUCGUCAAACGUAUCAUUCCCGCUGUCGCUUCUACAAACGCUAUCAUUGCCGCUGCUUGCUGCAACGAAGUGCUCAAAAUUCUUACUGAUUGCAAUCCUUCGCUUGACAAUUAUAUGAUGUUUGUUGGUGAAGAUGGUACUUAUACAUUUACCUUUAACUUGGAAAAACGCAGCGAUUGUUCUGUCUGCGGUGUUCUCACGGAAAGCUAUACGUACUCGAAAGCCCGUCCUCCUCUCUUGUCUACCCUCAUCAAUCACUAUAAGACAACGUAUCAACUUACUAGCCCCUCUGUCUCGUCCACUAGUGGGUUCCCCCUAUAUUUCUCUUCACCAAUUCCCUUACAACAGGCAACCUCAAACAAUCUAUCCAAACCCAUUGUUGAUUUGAUAUCUCCAAGCCAGCAGUUAGUUUUUACGGAUAAGGCCUUGACAACAAGUCUAUACGUUUCUUUACAGGACUCCGAUGAGCCCUGAUUCCUUUUUCUUUCCUAUUACUUUGCCUCCCUCUUUCACUUUACUUUUAUGACUAUGGCUUUUGUUUCACUGAGCAAUGAGUUCUUCAUAUUUGAUUAAAUUCGUCUUUUUUGUUAAUUUAUAGAUUAUACUUAUUGUA